Microthlaspi erraticum is the source of this 795-nucleotide messenger RNA. The record is from the annotation of a GenBank genome assembly. NCBI's taxonomy places the organism in Eukaryota, Viridiplantae, Streptophyta, Magnoliopsida, Brassicales, Brassicaceae.
AUGCUUACGAGCUGGACCAAGCUGCACUACCUGAUACAAUCGAAGAGAAAAUCGUUCCCUCUCGAACCUGGCCAGUUCUGGUCAUUUUACGGUGGUAAAGUUAAUUUGCCUCUGUACUACUGCAGGAUUCAGAAGAUCACUCUAACUCAGGAAUUCGAGCAAGGAGCAGUAGUGAAACUGCAUGUAAAUAAGUUAAAGGCUACUCCUUCCCCUGAGAAUGUCAUCCAGUGGGCGGACAAGAAUAUGCCUGUUGGUUGUGGAACUUUCUUGGUGAUGGGAAGUUUCGUACUACUCACUCCAGAUAAUGUUUCACACCAGAUAGUGCCUCAUACCUCCACGAGUGGAAGUGAAUAUACUAUUCUCCCCAAGAAUGGCGAAGUGUGGGCGGUCUACAGAUCCUGGACUCAUCGCCUUAAUGUCUUUGACUUGGAAAUGAACCACUUGGACUAUGACAUUGUGGAAGUUCUUGAUGACGCCUUUGACUAUAAGGUUUUAGCGUUGGAGGCCGUGUUUAUUGAUAGUGAAGAUGAAGAGAAGAAGACAGUCUUUAGAGCAGCUGAGAGGAGGCAUCCUGGUUGUGACGAUGAGGAUGGAUCAGAAGUGAUAUUUACGAUUCCAAAGUCGAAAAUGCUAAGAUUCUCUCAUCAGAUUCCUGCUACCCGCAUAACCAAGGAGAUACAGGGGGCUUUAAAUGAGGUUUUUGAAGUUGAUCGUAGAGCAUUACCUGAAAGCCUGAAUGUGAGACCAUUAAGCAAAGGAAGUAAGAGAAGGCUAGGGAAGGACUCUUUCUUUUGA